GUCCCCAAGCCCUGGCACUCCGUAGUCGCCUACGAAGCCAUCAACCUCUUCGCCUUCCUCUUUAACUGCGUCGGCAAAGCCCUCCCCACCGUAGCCACCGCAACGCUCUACAUCUCACUCAUCUCCUUCACCGUGAUCCUCAUCACCGUACCCGCGGCCGCACCCACGCACGCCAACGCCCAGUUCGUCUUCACCAACUUCGUUAACUCGACUGGCUGGCCCUCCGACGGCCUCGCCUUCCUGGUCGGCCUCAUCAACCCCAACUGGGUCUUCGCCUGCCUCGACUCCGCCACCCACCUGGCCGAAGAAGUCUCACGUCCCGAACGCUCCAUCCCCAUCGCCAUCCUCUCCACCGUCGCCAUCGGCUUCAUCACCUCCUGGUUCUACUGCAUCGCCAUGUUCUUCAGCGUCCACGACCUGGCCCUAAUCACCUCCACGCCCACCGGCGUCCCCAUCCUCGCCCUCUUCCACCAAGCCCUGCAAAGCAAACCCGGCGCAAUAGCCCUCGAAUCCCUAAUCCUAGUCACAGGGAUCGGCUGCCAAAUCGCCUGCCACACAUGGCAGUCCCGGCUCUGCUGGUCCUUCGCCCGCGAUAACGGCCUCCCCUUCUCCCGCUUUCUGGCCAAGAUCCACCCCGUCCUCGACGUCCCCUUCAACGCCCACGUCGUCAGCUGCACCGUCGUCUCAUUACUAGGCCUCCUCUACCUCGGCUCCUCCACCGCGUUCAAUAGCAUGGUCUCGGCGUGUAUCGUUCUGCUGUACUCCAGCUAUGUCGUGCCCGUGAUCGCCCUGCUCUACAAGGGCAGGCGGAAUAUCCCCCAUGGACCUUUUGAUAUGAAUUAUGUUUGUGUGGUGUAUGCCGUUGUCGGCGCGAUUAUUGCGGCCGAUUGGGUGGCCAGGGGGAAGAGGCGGUUUAGGGGUCAGGAUACGAGACAUCUGGAGGUGGAGGGGGAGGAUUAUGCUGAUUAA
Aspergillus bombycis is the source of this 969-nucleotide messenger RNA. Its product is annotated as choline transport protein. NCBI's taxonomy places the organism in Eukaryota, Fungi, Ascomycota, Eurotiomycetes, Eurotiales, Aspergillaceae. The annotation marks the transcript as partial. Gene Ontology annotation, cellular component: membrane. Gene Ontology annotation, molecular function: transmembrane transporter activity. The transcript is spliced from 2 exons. The record is from RefSeq and is a predicted model, not a curated record. Gene Ontology annotation, biological process: transmembrane transport.